AUUACAUGUGCAGGGCCAUUUGCUAAAGGGGACUCGGGUCAGAAGGAGACAUUAUAGUGAAAAUGAUGGGUGAGAUGGCAGAUCCAAUCCAGUUCAAAGAUGAGGGGAACAAGCAUUUCCAAGCCGGUGAGGUCGACAAGGCCAUUGAGUGUUACACUAAAGCCAUCAAGUUGUGCACGGACAAAAAGGUUCUCGCCGUUGUCUACAGGAACAGAUCAGCCUGUUUUCUGAAAAAGGAAAGCUACACCAAUGCAGCCUCCGAUGCCUCCAAAGCCAUUGACGUGGAUGCAGCAGACGUCAAAGCCCUGUUCCGGCGCUGCCAGGCUCUGGAGAAGCUGGGCAAGCUGGACAUGGCCUUUAAAGAUGUCCAGAGGUGUUCCACCAUCGAGCCCAAAAAUAAGACCUUCCUGGAGACCCUCAGGAGGCUGGGGGCUGAGAUCCAAGCCAAGCUGAAGACAACCUUCUCCACAGACUCACGGGUUCAGAACAUGUUUGACAUUCUGCUUGAUGAGGAGAUGGACAAGGACAAGAAGGAAAUGGCUGCUAACAACCUGGUGGUUCUGGCCAGAGAAGAAGCUGGCGCAGAGAGAAUCUUCCAGAACAAUGGAGUGCCUCUGCUACUGGAUUUGCUUGAGACCGGAAAAGUAGAGAUGGUCCUGGCCGCUAUCCGCACCUUCGCUGGAAUGUGCACUGGACACAAAGCUCGGACCAUGGCCAUUAUCCACCUGGUGGGCAUAGACAAGUUGUGCAGCAUCAUGGCUGUCGACAAUGAGGACAUUGCCUUGGCAACCUGUGACCUGUUCCAGUGCAUCAAUGACUCCCUCACUGGCGGAGACCGGAGGUUUUAUGGGAAGGAGGAAGCCCUGGUUUUGGAUGCAAGCAAGGACUUGAAGAGCAUCCUGAUGGCCCUGCUGGAGAUGGUUGCCAGUAAGAAGGUUUCAGGACAUGGCAGAGACCAGGCCCUGAACCUACUGACCAGAAACGUGCCUCGCAAGGACAAGAAAGACCCUGACCACUCCAAGAGCCUCUUUACGAUCGACCACGGUCUGAAGAAGAUCUUGAAGGUGUGUGGCCAGAUACCUGACCUCCCAGACCAGCUGCCCAUGACAGAGAACACUCAGCUCAUCGCCAGCGUGCUCCUCGACAAGCUCUGGGACGACCUGCGCUGCGACCCAGAGAGAGACAACUAUAGGGAAGUCUGUGACGAGUACAUCAAAGGCAAGUUUGACCCCAACGACAUGGACAGGAACAUCCAUGCCAUCAAUGCUCUGUCAGGCCUGCUGCAGGGCCCCUUUGAGGUGGGCAACCAGCUGGUGGGUCGCCAGGGCAUCAUGGAGAUGAUGGUGGCACUGUGCGGCUCCGAGCGUGAGGUGGACCAGAUGGUCGCAGUGGAAGCACUGAUCCACUCCUCGACCAAGAUGAGCCGCGCCUCCUUCAUCAUCACCAACGGUGUGUCACUGCUCAAAGACAUCUACAAGAAGACGAAGAACGAUAAGAUCAAAAUCCGUGCGCUGGUGGGUCUGUGUAAGCUAGGCUCAGCAGGUGGAGAUGACUAUAGUAUGAGGCAGUUUGCUGAAGGCUCCACUGAGAAACUGGCCAAGCAGUGUAGGAAGUGGUUGUGUAACUCUGCCAUGGACACAAGGACCAGGAAGUGGGCUAUAGAAGGUUUGGCCUACUUAACCCAAGACGCUGAUGUAAAAGAUGACUUUGUUGAGGACGAUCCUGCCAUGAAAGCCAUGUUUGACCUGGCCAAGUCUAAAGAUAAGACCAUCCUGUAUGCUGUGGCCUGUACCCUGGUCAACUGCACCAACAGCUAUGAGAAGAAAGACAUCAUGCCUGAGCUGGUUCAGCUGGCCAAGUUCUCCAAGCAGCACGUCCCUGAGCAGCACCCCAAGGACAAGAAAGAUUUCAUCCAGAAGAGAGUGAAGAGGAUGCUAAAGGGAGGGGUCAUCUCAGCUCUCACUGUCAUGGUGAAAGCUGACAACGUUCUCCUGACUGACCAGACCAAAGAGAUGCUGGCAAGGGUGUUCCUUGCCUUGGCAGAUGAUCCCAAAGACCGUGGCACUAUUUGCGCCCAUGGAGGGGGCAAGGCUCUGAUCCCACUGGCUCUGGAGGGAUCAGCUAUAGGGAAAAUAAGGGCCGCACAUGCCCUGGCCAAGAUCGCUGCUGUCUCCAACCCAGAGAUCGCAUUCCCUGGAGAGAGGAUCUAUGAGGUGGUGCGUCCUCUGGUCAGCCUAUUGCACCCUGAAAGAGAUGGGGUGCAGAACUACGAGGCACUUCUGAGUCUCACCAAUUUGGCUGGUCUCUGAGGUGAGGGUCUGGUGAAGAUCCUGAAAGAGAAGGCUCUCCCUGAGAUUGAGCAGUACAUGUUUGAAGACCAUGACCAUAUCAGACAGGCAGCCACAGAGUGCAUGUGCAACCUGGUGACGUGCAAAGAGGUGCAGGAUCGGUACCUGGAGGAUGGGAAUGAUAGACUGAAGCUGCUGGUGCUGAUGUGUGUUGAGGACAAUGAAAAGCUCCAGAGAGCAGCAGCCGGGGGCCUGGCCAUGCUCACCGCUGCCCAGAAGAAGCUGUGCACCAAGAUGACCCUGGUGACGCUGCAGUGGAUGGAGAUCCUUCAGAGGCUCAUUCUCCAUGAUCAGCCCCAGAUUCAGCACAGAGGCCUUGUGAUCGUGUACAACAUGCUGAACUCGGACGACAACGAGCUGGCCAAGAAGCUGAUGGAGAGCGAGAUCCUGGAGAUCCUGACAGUGAUUGGCAAAGCAAUGGACAACCCCAAGAGGCAGAUUGUAAUCGAUGUGGCACGCACCUGCCUGGUCAAGGCCAUGGACCUCGGGCUCAUCAAGCCCUUCACAACCCCUUAAACCAGUGUUCCUCAACCUUUUUGUAGUACCAGGGACUGGCAUGCAUUGGUCCUACCCCCUCAAAGGCGCAACACCAAGUUAUUUGUCUCUUGUGGCAAUGAGAGGAAAUACAAACCCAAUCAACCAGAAACAAAUAACACACAUACAGAAAUAAGAACCUGUAUGCCAAUUCCAUUCUAGUCCAAUGAGUGCUCAUGUUCCCCCUCUUAUUUGGCGGGUACACCUGCAGAUGCCCAUACCGCCUCACUGCCCUCAGUCCCCUCAAAGUGUCAGGUUAACACUUGUCACAGGACAUUGAACUUGCAGAUCGUACCUUUUAAAAAAAAAAAAGAAAACUACAACUUGAGAGCUAAUUACAGUAACUUUCUUAUGGACUGAUGAGAUUCAUCCCACAGAUCGAGGUCCAGAGAUGUAAGGUUGUAGGCCUAUGGACAGGGAGGCAAGGCGAUAGGACCGAUCAACCUGAGCAAUUAAAGCAGGGUCUGCUCUCCUGAAUUCAGAGACCAUACAAAUAUAUUUAUCUGAGUUUUCAGUCAGUUAAGUAAAGUGUAUUUGUGUUGAUGAGAGGUGUUUGUUUAAUGUAAUUUUUCACUUAAGGAUAAAGAUUGGAUUUUUAGGAAAA
Molecule: messenger RNA, 3486 nt
Organism: Oncorhynchus gorbuscha (pink salmon)
Lineage: Eukaryota; Metazoa; Chordata; Actinopteri; Salmoniformes; Salmonidae
Product: protein unc-45 homolog B-like
Exons: 20
Molecular function (GO): Hsp90 protein binding
Source: RefSeq, a predicted model, not a curated record